ACUGUGUGGGGAAUAACGACAUCUUUUCCAGGGACCGUGGGGACCGUUAAACAUGUGGAAAGCACUUAGCACAGUGCUUCACACUAAAUAAACGUAAUAGCCAACAUGGUGGGGGUGUUAAUGUUAUUACUGUUGUUGUUAGAGAGGCCAUAUGGUACAGUGAUUAAGAACGUGGAGGGGGUACUGGGGCUGGGGCUUUGAGGGAUGAGUAGGAGUUCACCUAUCUGUGUUCGAACCCCAGCUUGGCCACUUACACUCUGUUUGAUCUUGAGCAAAUAACUUCACCUCUUUGGACCUCAGUUUUUCCACCCACAAAAUGGAGAUAAAAUAGGCCAUACCUUGCUAUGAGUUACUAUGUGUAAAGUGCUUAGAACAGCACUAGUACAGUUGUGCAUCAGUGCUAGUGUUAGCUAUUAUUAUUAUUUUUGCUACUGUUAUUAUCACGGGGCAGCCAGCACAGUCCUCCCCAAGAGCCACUCUGUCUAUACACCCCUCGGCUUCACUCUGGCGAAGACAGACACAGAGCCCCUUCAGACAAGCUCAGAAGCUCAGACUUGAUCCUCAGAGUAGCAGGGAGCAGGCGAUGGUUCUAGCAACUGGGCAACAGAGAGCUUCUGCGUGGGGAGAAGAAGAGGAAAGGCUGGGCCCCCACCUCUGGCUAGGCCUGGAAGGUUGGCUGGGGGGUGUUUGUGACUGCAGCCCCCUCCCCAUGAGGCCCCUGCAGACGCGGCAUCAGAACCGGCUGCGCUAGCCAGAUGUUCCUGGUUUACCCCCAGAUGUGUGUCGCCGGCUCACGGCUGCCCUGGACUCCCCAUCUCCACCAUGGGGCGGGGCUGGGCCCUGGGGCCUCCCAGGGAGGGGGCACAUUUUUGUGGGCUGUGGAAUUUGUUUCUUGUUUUGCAGGACCAUUGAGUCUUGCCUCGAUGGAGGCCAAGUCCUGCCCCUCCUGCGACCUCAGUUUCCCCAUCACUGGGACUUCCAGGGGCCAUCUAGGGGGAAGGAGAGGAGCAGGGAGCCCCGCGGCUGUCAGCAUGGAUGGCGGAGGUGUUUCCAACAUGUGUGAAAAUGCCCACGGGCGUGGGAAAACCCCUGAGUGUGCGAGCCCCGUCGAGCUGAAGUUGGUGAGUAUGAAAACAGGGAGUGUAAGUGGGACAGUGUUAGAGUGUGCAAGCGACAGCGUGUCCCAGGGUGUGGGUCAGGACUGUCUGGGUGUGCAGGGGAGUGAGAGCACCCAAGUGUGUGACCGAAGACAAGAACGCCGAGUGCGAGUGACUAUGCGCCCCCACGUGUGCUGUGCGUCCGCCUCCCCAGGACCGGGGGCCUCCGGGACCCAGAGACGCUCAUGGUGCACCCCGGGCCCCCUCCCCGCGCCAUGCGCCACACCCGCAGCACCCCUCUGGGUCAGGUCCUUGCCACAGACAAACCAGUUGGGUGACCCCCUUACUGAAAGGCCCAUUGUUAACAGACGCUUAUCAGCCGCACCUACUGGGCCCCCUCCACCCUUGGCCCUCUGCUUUCCUGCCCCCCAUCAGAGCUCCGGGGGGUCUGCGGCUCCAAGGACACCAGGGGCUCCCGUGGCCAAGCCGUCUCCGGGCCCAUCCAGCCUCUCAGCCCCCCGCCCCCAUGCGAAGCCCUCAGCAGAAACCCAGGACCAGAGCCUGGCGCGGCGCAGGGGCCUGGUUCCAGCCUAACAGGGAAACCGAGGCACACCCGGGCAGGACGUGUGCAGGGAGGGCUCUGUGCCCCCAAAGCAUAAAGUAGGUGCUCCUUUAGAGCCAAGGGGCGAAGACAACUUCGGGGGCUGUUCUCCCCUUGCUGCACAAGCUUGACAAUGAGAUGUUCUCCCCACGGCCCCCAAGGCCCUGCGUGACCUGCCCCGGGCCCCUCCCCGACCUCCCCUCCCCUCCCUCCGCCUCGCUCACUCUGUUCCAGCCUCAUGGGCCACCAGUGUUCCUGCAGCACGCCAGGCGCGGUCAAGUGCCCUCCGAUCUGCAGGCUGGCCCGGCUUUCUCUCACGCCCCCGUGUGGGGGAGCUCAUUCUCUGCCAGCGCCACCAGCAGUCCCCAAAACGACCCUAUCCAAACACCCCCAAGCGGGGCAAGUCCUCAGGGGGACUCCAAGGCUGCCAAGCACAGCGCAGCGCCUGCAGCCGGGUUCGAAUCCCAGAUGCUUGUCCAGCUGUGACCUUGGAUAAGCCCCUACCUGCUUUGUGCCUCAUUUUCCCCAGCUGUAAAAUGGAGAUCAUGCUGCCUUCUUCGUGGGUUCCGCACCCGGUCUGGUACACAGCAGGCGCUUAAUAAAUGUCCCCGGCUACUGUCUGGAGGCUGUAGGUUCUGCGCCAGCGCUCCCAUGGGAGGGGGUGGGGUGGGGGGAG
This is a messenger RNA of Leptonychotes weddellii (Weddell seal), 2374 nucleotides long. The record is from RefSeq and is a predicted model, not a curated record. Lineage: Eukaryota; Metazoa; Chordata; Mammalia; Carnivora; Phocidae.